GGAACUGUCAAAGUUGUGAAGUUGUUGUUGGGAGAAUUUUUUCUAAAUCUCUUUAUUGCUCUUCGCUAAGAUUCAAGUAAAUUAAAGCAAUAAAUAUUUUAUAUAAUGAUGGAUAAAAAGGUUGCGGUUAUUACUGGUGCAAAUUCUGGAGUUGGAUUAUCAGUUGCAGACCGUUUGCUGUCGGAGCAUGAAUGUAUACAUGUGUGUCUGGCAUGUCGCAACAAGGGUCGUGCAGAGAAUGCCAGAACAAGACUUCUGAGACGUCAUCCUGAUUCAGAUAUAUCCAUCGUCAUAGUUGAUACAAGUUCUGUCCAGUCAGUUAUUAGGGCUUCAGAGGAAAUAAGGAACAAGUUUACAAGACUUGAUUAUAUAUACUUGAAUGCAGGAAUAAUGAAAGUUUCCAGUAUAAAUUGGUCUAAAAUUAUAGCUAUAUUUUCAAGUGAAGGUGUACGAAUAUUGAGUACUGGCUGGGGAGUACUGAACCAUAUCAAUGAGGCAACACCAGAAGGUCUUCAAGAAAUAUUUGCUACAAAUCUCUUCGGACAUUUUGUUAUGGUAAGAGAACUGGAGGAUUGUUUAGGCAAAGCUCAGGAAACACAAAUUAUAUGGACAUCAUCACAGAAUGCUAAUUCUGAUGACUUUAGCUACACAGAUAUACAACAUAGAAAUGGAUAUUCCGAAUAUCCACAAGCACUGACAAAAUACAUUAUAAGAUUAACUUUACAACUACCCAAGGGAGAGAAACCCUACAGUUCAUCAAAGUAUGCAACAGAUGUUGUCAGUGUGGCAUUCAAUGAUAGACUCAAUAAAAAGGGCAUAUAUUCAGUGACCACCUGUCCAGUGGUUAUGUCUAAUUUGACGUUAGGUAUACUUCCUGCAUGGGUGUGGUUCCUUGUGAUGCCGUUCAUCUUCUUUAUGCGGCUAUUUGUGGGAUCCUUAACAUGUAGUGCUUACAAUGCAGCAGAAGCUCUGAUUCAUGUAACCAAGCAAAAAUGUGAAAGCUUAAAUCCAAGGAUAAAAUACUGCAGUCUAUGUUCAGUGCUUGGUAGACCAUAUGUUGGUGAAGAAAAGUUGAAUAUAGAUGAAAAAGAUGCUGAUGAUUUAUACAACCAGCUGGAGACCUUGUAUCAAGGAUUCAAGUUAAUGUAUAGAAAUAGUAAGACUAUAACAACACAAGGUCAUGUGACUGAGAUGAGAAAUGGGUUCAAGGCUCGGUCAGAGGAUGAACUUGACAACGAAGCACACAAUGGGUACCAGAAUGGAAUUCAUUGAUGAAGGAUGACAUUUUUGUGUUAUACGAGUAGAAUAGCUGUAGAUACAAAGUAUUAGGUAGUACAGUGACCGUGGACUGCUCAAAUAUCUAGUAAAUUAUUUCUUUAAAAAAUCAGGGUUUUUAUCAUGUUUUUCAGCAGGACAUAGAAAGGCCCGUCUGUUGAUUUUAAUCCCCAUAAUGUAGAAGUAAAACCAGUUUUUCUUAUCAUUUAAUUGUUUUGUCUUACCAUUUGAUUAUCUGUCUUUAUUAAGGGAUUCAGUUAGAGAUAACUUAAAUGUUUGUUUCCAAUUAAAAAAAGACAUAUUGUUUAAUGUUAAUUUUCUCAAAAUUCAUUUAAGAAUAAAUUUAUAUAAACAUUAUUUUCAUCAUCUGAUAAUAUAUAUACAUGUAUACUGACAAAACCACACGACUAUGUGCCUUCGUAUUUUAUAACUUGGUUUUAUGCAGGCUAUCAUAUUAUUAUAUGUAUAUGAAUUAUAUUUUAUUCUGUGGCAGUGACUGUAUCACCUUAACAGUUAACUAA
Molecule: messenger RNA, 1796 nt
Organism: Ruditapes philippinarum (Manila clam)
Lineage: Eukaryota; Metazoa; Mollusca; Bivalvia; Venerida; Veneridae
Product: 3-keto-steroid reductase/17-beta-hydroxysteroid dehydrogenase 7-like
Biological process (GO): cholesterol biosynthetic process
Cellular component (GO): endoplasmic reticulum membrane
Molecular function (GO): 3-beta-hydroxysteroid 3-dehydrogenase (NADP+) activity
Source: RefSeq, a predicted model, not a curated record